ACGGCGACCGACCGGCGGUGCACGUCGCGGCCAACAUGCUCGAGGGCAUCGUCUACCAGAACAAGGACCGCCUCAGCGCAGGACUCAUCGUGGCGGGCUGGGACCCGAUCAACGGCGGCACCGUGUACAACAUCCCGCUCGGCGGCGGCCUCUUCAAGGGCCCGUGGGCCAUCGGCGGCUCCGGCUCGACCUACAUCUACGGCUACUGCGACGCGACCUUCCGCGAGGACUGGGGACAAGAGGAGACGGUCGAGUUUGUCAAGAAUGCCCUCGCCCUCGCCAUGAGCCGUGACGGGUCCAGUGGCGGCACGAUCCGCCUCGCCAUCAUCACCGAGGGCGGCGUCGAGCGCGUGUUUGUGCCCGGCAACGAGCUGCCGCCGUUCGGAGACAAGCUGUAGCUCGGCCUCGUCGCGUCGAGUCGGGUUGAGCGUGGUCGUCGUCGUCGUUUCUGUACCUCCCUUGCAAGGACUUUGUUUCCGCCUU
Molecule: messenger RNA, 483 nt
Organism: Rhodotorula graminis WP1
Lineage: Eukaryota; Fungi; Basidiomycota; Microbotryomycetes; Sporidiobolales; Sporidiobolaceae
Exons: 3
Coding region: 36-398 (120 amino acids)
Cellular component (GO): proteasome core complex
Source: RefSeq, a predicted model, not a curated record